CCGUUCCACCAGUAGAUUAAGAUAGAAGUCUUGGGAAGAAAAGCGGUGGUAAAAUGGCGAGCGCCCUCUUAUCGCCUCCACGAUAUCUUCUUCAUCGUCCCACUAGAGGAACAGUACCUUAUGGACACAAUAUCCAUAAUUCAUUGUGCAGAACAGAUCCAUGGACCAAAAUCUUCAUUACAAGGAAAAAUGCCUCCAAUCAUGGAAGCUAUGCUGCAAUUGCAUCAAUGGUUGGAAGAAAGGCCAAGAAAAAGGAAGUUGUAGUCCCUGACCCAGACUAUCGGAUACCAGUUGUCUUACUUGGGAUAGCAGGUGGAUUUGCGUACCAAAACAAUCUACUACCAGCUGCUCCAAUAGGUCUGCUUGGGUUAUUACUACUGAUCCAGACUACUAGAGUGAGGUUCGUCUUUGAUGAAGAGGCCCUGGAGGUAAAAACUGGGGAUCAACUUCAGGAGUCAGGGGAAAAUGUUUUUGUUGGUGGCAAGAACCGCUGGAAGUAUUCAACAUUUAUCAACUGGGAGCUUUGGUGGCCGCAGUUUCCUGUCUUGGUGUAUUUUAAAGAGACACAGACAAAACCUGAAGGACAAGUUCACUUUUUUCCAGUACUUUUUAAUGGAAAGCAGCUUUAUGAUGUCAUGUUGGAGCGUGCAGGCCCAACAGUAACUAGUGCACCCAAAUAAUCUGCAAGGUCUAGUUCUGGUGUCUUGAUCCAUCGGUUCAAGUAACUAGCAAGGCCAACUUGCUAGACAACCAACAUACUAUCACAUGCCGAUCCCUCAUCUCCGCAUCUAUGGAGUAUAAAUGUGAAUGCUGUAAAUGUGAUGUUUCUUAAUCGGAUGAUGUGUAAUUUUUUUUUGUUGUAAAUUACUCUCAUUCUGGGGAUGUUUUGGAUUAAUUUAGAUUAUCUUAUGUAGCUUGAUAUUAUUUUUAUUUAAACACUAUCAAGUUUUCCUGUAGACUA
Phoenix dactylifera (date palm) is the source of this 961-nucleotide messenger RNA. RefSeq lists its product as uncharacterized. NCBI's taxonomy places the organism in Eukaryota, Viridiplantae, Streptophyta, Magnoliopsida, Arecales, Arecaceae. The record is from RefSeq and is a predicted model, not a curated record.